Molecule: messenger RNA, 1804 nt
Organism: Theobroma cacao (cacao)
Lineage: Eukaryota; Viridiplantae; Streptophyta; Magnoliopsida; Malvales; Malvaceae
Product: F-box family protein
Molecular function (GO): protein binding
Source: RefSeq, a predicted model, not a curated record
GCUCCGCUCGCUCUUCUGUCUAUACUGUCAACGCUUACAAAAAGAGCAACCCGAGGAAGUUUCCUGCCUCCCUUCCUCCUUCUGUAAAACCCUUUUACUUUGCUCUCUCUGCUGUUGCUUUCCCUUUUGUUUUGUUUUUGGGCUGUUUCAACUUGUCCCUCUUUAAAUCCCCCGGAGCCCCACUCAGCUUCACUUAACGCUCUUGCACCCCGCAGUCUCUUACACUCUCAAGGCUUCCCCUUCAGCUUCCUUACACCAGUUAGUUUUCUGAAAUAAUCUGCCAAUGGAGAAUGCUAAUGGCUGGACUUCAAGGCCAUCUAGAAAGAGGAAGUUGCCUCGGGAAGGCAAAGAUAUGUUGAACUUCUCCUUGGAUGAGCUCAAUGAAGACCUCCUAGAAAGGGUCCUUUCAUGGUUACCGACCUCAACGUUCUUUCGCCUCAGUUCAGUGUGCAAGAGAUGGAAAUCAUUUGCAGCUUCUGAAAGUUUUAAGCUGGCAUGCUCUCGGAUUCCUUCACGGGAGCCUUGGUUUUUCAUGGUGGAUCCCAAUCUUAAUCAAUCCGUUGUCUUUGACUCUACUGAAAAAGCUUGGAAAAAACUCAAUCAUCCGCCUCUCCUCUUGCGAAACUGUAACUGUGACUCCAUUCCAGUUGCAGCAUCUGGUGGUCUUGUCUGUUUCCGCAAUAUGUCCGGCGAUUACCUUGUAUGCAAUCCUGUGACAGGAUCUUGUCGCGAACUCCCUCCAGUGGAUCCAGACUCUCAAGAUCGAUCUCUUCAUGCUAUUGCAAUGAAUGCAUAUUCCAACUACCAUGGCUCAUACAAGCUUGUCUUAGUCUCUGGUGAUCUUCCAAAGCUUUCAUUCAAAGUUUAUAACUCAAGUGCUGAUUGCUGGGAAGAAGAGAUUAUGUUGAGGAGAAAAGCUGAUGAUUGUACAGAAUUCGACUCAACCGAUGAUGAUGCUGUGUACUUCCUUAGUAAUGCUGGAACUGUAGUGGCAACUAACACGCAAAGAAGCCCAUCCAAGCAGUAUUCAUCAGUCAUUACUCUUAAAGAUGGUGAGGAGAUUGUUUAUUUCCUCAGCUCCUCAGGGACAGUUGUGGCUUGCAAUCUGACCGGCGAGUAUUUCUCUGAAUAUCCCAGACUGUUGCCCGUCUUUUCUGAGUACUCCAUUGAUGUGGUAGAGUGUAGAGGAGAGAUGUUGGUUGUUGUGUUAUCAGAAUUUUUUGAAAGUGCUAGCCUUAGGGUGUGGAGGUUUGAUGAGAAAACCAAGUCUUGGAAUCAGAUUGCAGCAAUGCCUCCUCCGAUGUCACACGAGUUUUAUGGCAAGAAGGUGGACAUAAACUGUGUUGGGGCUGGUGAUCAGAUAUUUAUCUGCUUAAGCUCUGCUGAGCUUUGCAGUUAUGUUCUCUGUGAUUUGGUGGCUAAUGACUGGGUUGAACUACCCAAAUGUUCUAUGAACGGUGAAGCCCUGGAGUUCAUGUCUGCCUUUUCAUUCGAGCCAAGGAUUGAAGCUUCUGUAUGAAAAACAAGUUGUGAAGCGAGCUAUGUUUAGAAGGAUUGAGAAUGCCGUCUGUGAUUCCUCCUUUUAUUCUUUUCAAAUAUUUUUUGCUCAUUUUUCUUUGCUUCUUUUAUUUUGUUUUUUCCUGUAUUCUUUUGGUAUUGAUUUGUUUAAGCAAAUUAGCCACAGAUGUUGGCACAAUCAUAUUGCUGUUAUUGCAAUGGAAUUUGCUGGAUGUAUUAUUGAGAUAAUUCUAUUAGACUAUUGGUUGACAUAUACAGAACGUAUGGUCUUUUACAACAACUUUAA